Messenger RNA from Patiria miniata (bat star), 2306 nucleotides. RefSeq names its product ribosome biogenesis regulatory protein homolog (gene rrs1). NCBI's taxonomy places the organism in Eukaryota, Metazoa, Echinodermata, Asteroidea, Valvatida, Asterinidae. The coding region runs from base 90 to 1115 and encodes 341 amino acids. Gene Ontology annotation, cellular component: preribosome, large subunit precursor; nucleus; nucleolus. The record is from RefSeq and is a predicted model, not a curated record. The transcript has 11 exons. Gene Ontology annotation, biological process: ribosomal large subunit biogenesis; ribosomal large subunit export from nucleus; endonucleolytic cleavage in ITS1 to separate SSU-rRNA from 5.8S rRNA and LSU-rRNA from tricistronic rRNA transcript (SSU-rRNA, 5.8S rRNA, LSU-rRNA). Gene Ontology annotation, molecular function: protein binding.
UGCUUGCAGAGCUAGAGCGCGACAGAUCUCGUUUUAGCACAGCGCCAUCGUCUGAUCGCUCGGAUCCACUGAUCGCGCCCAUAAUCAAGAUGGCGAGCCAGUCGCAACAGCAUGUGGUUGAAAAUGUCUUAAAACAAGCUGAACUUCAAGAGAAAAGAUUCAAGACAACCGAAGUUGAUAAAGCUCUAGAUGUUGAUCUUGAUCUGGGGAAUCUUCUGGCUGUCGAUCCGAACCCGUUAAGUUUAAAGGAAUUUAAGCAAAACAGAGAAUCCUUUCUGACGUCGUUAACAAGAGAUAACACACAACUCCUGUUCAAUGAGAUAUGGAAGCUUCCCGUGGAGAGAUCAGAUGAUGUAAUCAUAGCAAAGAUGCCGGAACCAACAACAAUUUUGCCUAGAGAAAAGCAUGUACCAAAAGAUAAGCCCAUGACAAGAUGGGAACAGUAUUCAAAAGUGAAGGGGAUUCAGAAGAGGAAAAAGAGCCGCAAAGUCUGGGAUGAGGAACAGAAGAAAUGGGUACCUCGCUGGGGUUACGGCAGCAAGAAUGACGAGAGUAGAGAUUGGAUGAUGGAGAUUCCAGACAAUGCAGAUCCUUAUGAGGACCAGUUUGCUAAGAAGAGGAAGGAGAAACGGGAGAGGGUUGCUAAGAAUGAGUUCCAACGACUGCGGAAUGUUGCCAGAGCACAGAGACUCAAAAUCCCUGGUCACGGCGUCAAACCAAAGGCACUGUCUAAUAAACCAGAAGUCAACAUGGCCAUCCAUGCCGCUAAACAAUCCACAGCGUCCAUCGGAAAGUUUGAACGUAAACUGCCCAAGGAACCAAUCACAAAGCAAAUGGGCAAAAGAAGAAAGUUUGAUCCCCUGUGCGGUGAUAUUAAGAAAGAACACAGCCGAGAGUUGGCCAUUCUGGAUAGUAUGAACAGAAAGAAGCCGAAAAUGGACGUGACUAGGGCCGUCAACAAGGAGAUACAGGAAACCCAGGCAUCACAGCAGGCAGACAAGGGAGAUAGAAGAAAGGGAAAAUCAGGGAAGAAGACCAAAAUAUCCAAGAAGGCACUGCCUAAGACAACUAAGAGAAAGAAAGGAGGCAACUCGAAGAAAACAAGGAGACAUUAAUGAGACAUUUUCGCUGAGCAUUUAAGAUGCUUUAAUGCUUUGGAGUCUUGUUUUUCAAAAAUCAGGUGUAUACGUGGCACCUCUUUGCUUGAUCUUAACCCUUCAGGAUACUUUGUUUAGAAACCCUGCUCACAGCAACAUCAUGCAACAUUUGACAAAGUGAGAAUCCUGCUUAACAGGUGUAACAAGAUCAAUCAGGUUAAAAUUUCUCAAGGCCAAAGUGCCUCAAUGUCUGUGGUUGCCAACGGGGUACAACAGUGGCACUGUUCAAUAGGCCUUUUCACACUAGACAAAUGUCGAGGUUGACAAGGGGUUGACGUAGGGGUUGAGAACAUGGAGCAUUUCACACUUGAAAAUGUUCAACCCAUGUUCAACCCAUGUUCAACCCAUCACCAACCCUGCGCCAACCCUGAGAUUGAUUUCGCCCUGGGUCGAACUCCUCCCUGCCCCAGACUUUGGUUGAGAUUUUCAACCCCGUUUGAACAUCUCGUAAGGGUUCAAAACAGUAGUAACCGAACAAAAUAAGCUGGGUUUGCACUACACAAGUGUGAAACGAUGCGGGGUUGUAAUUCAAAAACUUAACCGGGGGUGGCACUGGGUUCACCCAGGGUCGAGUUCAACCCGGGUUGAGAGACUCUAGUGUGAAAAGGCCUAAUGGGACUAGCUCCCAUUGUUUCAGAAUUGGCACUUUAUGCAUCGGUGUUGAUGGCUCAAUGCUGCAAGGUCCCACAGAUUUAUACACCUGUUGCAUUGUGUUGCCUCUGGCAGGGUUACGAUUAACUGGAAUUGAUACCCCUCUUGAAAGAUCUUAACCUCUCUACUACACCCUUCCAAAUACCUCAGUAUUCAAGCCUUAAGAAAAUAACCUGUGUUUGCUACAUGGACAUUACUCCAAGGAAUGCUAAGCUUAUACCAAGAUAAGCAAAUUGGCAAUCUCAAUUUCUUCAUUUUUUGUAAUGUUUUUUUGCAAGUUGGCUUUUGCAUCCUCUAAUGCAUUUUUUUUUAUGUGGAAAGUAUUUGCACAACCGACUGGCCAGCCAACAUGACGUUGAAAGAGCUUGUAGACCAUGAGACAUGUAUCUCUCUGCUGCAUAACAAAAUUUGAUCUAAAACACAUGGAUUGUACUCUUUUUUUUAUUCAUUGUACACAGCAAUAAUUAUGAGUAAUAAAACUGAAUCCAUGUACAUGAA